This is a messenger RNA of Mya arenaria, 4775 nucleotides long. RefSeq lists its product as uncharacterized. Gene Ontology annotation, cellular component: membrane. The coding region runs from base 156 to 2210 and encodes 684 amino acids. The transcript is spliced from 16 exons. Lineage: Eukaryota; Metazoa; Mollusca; Bivalvia; Myida; Myidae. Gene Ontology annotation, molecular function: protein binding; calcium channel activity. The record is from RefSeq and is a predicted model, not a curated record. Gene Ontology annotation, biological process: calcium ion import across plasma membrane.
AUGUUCGGAAUGACGUCAUGGUGAUUUGACAGCGAAGGUCACCUUCCGGUGAGAUUAAUUUACUUCCCGGAUGCCAGACUGAAGCCAUUUUGGGAAGACGCGAGUUGGACAGAAUCCCUCUCAGAUCAGCGGAUACGUGAUCAGCAGCAGUAGUGAUGCCUGUGAAGAACAAGUCGCGGGAGGGCGGCCAGUGGCGCCGUGCCCAACGCAUGGAACAGGGAAAUCCGGAGGCUAACUUUGAACUCGAUUACUUAGAUCAAGGGUUUAGAAGCGAGGCGUCACUGUCCUUAGCGGCGGAAAUCGGCGAUUCGGCGGCUUCUGAUCAAUUCCAGAGGGAGGUUGCCAACAAGACUCGAACAUUGUUGAUUGGUCGACAGGAAGCGGAAAUGGAAGUGUUAACGGAUAUGAUAGUGAGCAAGACCGGAAACUUUGACAGGGCGCUUAUUUAUGUUUUGGGACAUUGGAAGAACGAGUCAAAGAUCCUGGUGAUGGUGAACAGCCUGAUCCAUCGGGGCGCAAACACUUCCGCCGCGGACGAAUCCCUCAAGACCCCUCUACACUUCGCUGUCGAACAAGGACUAAAAGGUGUGACCGGCAAGCUACUUGAGAAUGACGCCCUGCCACACUCCCGGGACAGAGACGGACGCCUCGCUCUGGAGACCGCCCUCAAAAAUGAGAAUGACGAGCUCGCCGCCCUCCUUCUGGCAUACAUGCCCAACAGAUUUGUCCGGGGUCUGUUUCUGUCUGACAACAACAAGCCAGCCGAGUUUUCGCUCCACAAACUUAUUAGAUCGGAGAAAUUGCAGCGGACGGUGUUGUCGGUGCUGGACUGUACCAUCGAGUCGCAGGGUUCUGCGAACAGUAUCAAGGUUUAUUACGGCGCCCUAGAGGCGGACGAAGCUGGGCAGCCACCCGAUCACCCAGAGUUCAAAUACACCGACAAAUCCUGCCUGCAUGUUAUCGCUAAACAAGGAAAUAAGAACAUUGUGUACCAUGAUGCAGUCCGUUUACUCAUUCGAAAAAAGUGGAAAUUGUAUGCUCAGAAAAGAUUUCUGUUAAACACAGCCUUCUACAUGCUUUCGCUGUUCUGCAUCACGUUCGCAGCGGUGACGUCAGUGAUGGCGCCGGACCCAAAGAUUUAUCAUGGUACCCUGCACGUGAUACGAGCGGUUUGCGAGGUCCUGUUGCUCGUCAUGGUCGGACUCACAUUGCUCACGGAAAUCAAUCAGUUGAGAAGGCACCGCCUGGAGUAUUUUCACGACGUCUUUAACUGGUUCGACUUCUCGGCCUCGAUUCUUCUUGUGGUUGUUGUCCCUCUUCGCUUUACGGAUAAUAUUGCACAGUGGCACGUGCUUGCAAUCGGAUACAUACUUUGGACAUUGCGCAUAUUCAAAUAUGCUGCUGUGUUUAGACAGAGCGGUGCCUACGCCCUGAUCCUGUCCCGGAUUCUGGUCUAUGACUUCAUGCAGUUUAUCUUGGUGUUCAUCGUCAUCCUCCUCGCGUUCUCCGUGUCCUUCUAUCUCGCUCUCCGAGGAGACUCUGGGCUCAACAUCCACGAUGAGACCAGCACGUUCUGGGGGAUUCUGUUUGUGGGUGUUCGGUCCCUGACGGAGGCGGCGCCGGUUGUGGAGUACGCCGGCGAUAAUGGAUACGGCAUCUUGAGCAUGAUAUUGAUGUUGUGUUUCCUAUUCACGUGUAUCGUGAUCCUGCUCAACAUCCUGAUCGCCCAGGUCACGGACACCUAUCAGAAGGUACAGCAGGACGCACAGCGAGGCCUCGAGGUCAACCGCGCCUGGAUUGUCUCCAGGGUAGAGCUCAACUCGUGCAUCUUUGGACAUCGCUAUUUCAACCGGAAGACACACUACAAGGAAUUUGAAGAAAUCAAGGAUCUGAAAUCCGUUCUGGACAAGUGGGAGUCGCCUCCCCUAAACGAAAUGAGCAAGUACGUUCGGGACGUCUGGGACUCGAUAGACUCCCAUCGCCUGUCCCUUCUCACCGUCCAGCAGCGACUCGCCCGCCAGGAAAACACCCUCAGAGACAUACAGGAGCAACUGAGCUGCCUGGUGGAGGCGGUAGGUCAAGGUGGAGUACGGCCUCGCCGCAGCGACACAGAAUAUGGACCAAAUACUGAACGGCCUCGAUUUUACCGCAGCGAUACAGAAGAUGGCUCAAAUACUGUACGGCCUACAAGAUUGGGGAGGGAAAGUUAAAUCUAGUAUGGAGUGGAAAACAUUUGUAUGUAAAAUGCAAAUUAAAAACUUGUUUAAUAAAAUAGUUUCGGCACAAUCCCACUAAUUCUUGCUAUUUAUACAGUCUUGAGAGAGAGUAGGUUUUCGUGACUGUAAAUGGCGACGAUUCGGCGUAUAAACAGCUAUUAGAGUCAGAAUCAUCACUACUACUCAUGUACGCAAUGAGGGUUGUUGGUUCUACAUAUACAUUUUUACGAGCGAGUGUCGUGUUGCAAUUGGUAACUUAACUCUUGUACAUGUGUAUUAUACUAACAGUGUUGACAUAACACAUUUAUGAGCCAACAAAGAGUUCACACGAUACCUGUAUUGAUAUAAUCCUAGCCUUGGGAAUGGAACACAACAGUUGUUACGCUAUAUGGACGCGAUUCAGACGUAAGAUAUUAAUGUUGAGUACGUUUGUCGUUUAACAUUACGAACGAUGAGUUUGAUAACGUAUGUCCCCGUUAUACAAUAUUAGUGGUUUAUGUGUACUUUCUUGUUUCCAUAAUCGAUAUUUUGCAACGGGCGUUGUCGCCAUUCAAGAUUCAGUUUCGGAAGAUACAAUCUGCUUUAUUAUGCAAAAAUACAAAUUGUCACAAAGCUUCUGAAUUCCUCAGUCCAAUGCUUAUUUCCCAGAUAAGCAACUUUCUUACCGUGAUGAUCUAAAAACCAAAGGCAAUUGGAAUAGCCGCUUAUUAAAAACAUCUUAACCUUAAGACCUUUUGUGUGUUUGACUUUGAGAUAGGCAUGGGUUUUGUGUGUCGCCUUGGUGACCCACAUUUCGUCAACAUGCUUUUGUUUGUUUGGCAAGCAUGGCGCAUCUGCAAAAGCCAGGGAUUAUCCUUUGACAUUGUGGUAUGACCUGAGUAGAUGGAGGAUUAAAGGCGAAGAUGCUUGUGUGUUCGUGUUGCUUUUUGCGAUAUACAGAAAAUUGGAGCGAUCGCAGCGAGAUCGCAGGCAUAGAAAGCUCGUAUCUUCUUCUCAAGAUUGCCAGAAGGAACACGAACUUAUUUGGUGUUCGCAUGUUGUUUAUUCAUAAUGAUCAACAAGAUGGCACAUUUUGGUACUGAAUUUGCCUAAUUAAUUAUAUAUUGUUAAGAGCAUAUUAAAAUGACACUCUUAUUCAAAAUCAAUACAUACACAUGUAUAACAAACAUCAAUUUGACUGAUAAACUAACUGCUUACUAAAUAAUGCAUUUUAUUAAACUAUUGUCUUUAAAAAAAUAAAAAAGUUAUAAUUUAUGUGCAAGUCUGUAAAAAUAUGUGAACGAUCAAAUGGCAAUGUUUCAGAUUUUUUUUCAUGGGAGUUAAACAGGGGAAUACAUUAUAAUCACUAUUGUUCAUUAUCUUUAUAACCGAUAUGUCUACCAAUUUAUAUGAUUAGGAUGGUGCUGAAACUAUUACACUCAACGAACUGUAGAUAUUCAUUUUGUUGUUUGCAGACGAUAGAGUAUUGUUUCCAUACUCUACAGCAGGAUUACAAAUACUCUUUAACAAGCUUCAUGGUUAUUGCAUUAAAGAAUACUAGUAGUUCUGUUAAUACCAAGAAAACUGUACCAAUUGUUUGAAAUUCGGAACACGAGUUGAAAACUAUAUAAUAUAUAAUAUUCAUUAUAUUUUACGAUAAUACAAGGCUUUAUGAUGUAUCUAAAGUUACAUCUUCAAUUGGCAAAUUUUAUUAGUCGCAACCGACUUUAAUAGCAGACUAAGCAUUUAAAGCCAUAUAUUCGUAAAACUCACUAUUUGACGUUGUUCCACUAGGAUAAUUAAAAAACUUAAACUAUAUACAGCAUGAUUGCCUAUUCUUAACUAUGUAGCAAAACUACUGGGAUUUCAUAUAGCUCAUGAGAUUUAGAAUGAAUAUCUUAAAUUUCUGAAUAUAAAGUGUAAGGAUUUAAACUAAAAUUGUUUCUUUUUAUAGAGAGCUUGGGUGGGUUCAUACAUGCAGUAAAACUACGAAAUGGUCAAGCUCAAAAGGCCUACCAUAAACCAUAGUUUCUUGUCUGUGUUUGACAAAGUUCAUAUUGAUGUCAAAACCAAAUUAUCUUUGUUUGACGCUAUGGUCUUAAAUGUAGAAUUCGUGACCAGUUUAUUCCAGAUUUGAAUGCUUCUAUAAAUGGUAUGUAAACUUACAAAAAAAAUGUUUUGAAAACCACACGACGGGCAAUCAUUGGAGCCAUAACUUUUUGUCAAGUGUUGAAAAUGCUCAAAUUCGUCUUCCGUUAUAGUGCCAAUGAGUGGAAUAUGAAUGUAAACAGUGGGUAUGGUUUCUUAUUUUUCAUUUUUAAAAGUUUGUACGAGUAAAUUGAUUUUCAAAACAAAAGUUUUCUUUAAGUUUACAAUACAAUGCAAGUUUUGGCAAUGUUGUUCUGCAAAGAUGAUAGAAGACGAGUAUUAUUUUAUGUUAUGUUGUACAAUAGAUUGAGACAAAUAUACCUAGGCAACACCACUUGGUCUUUUAUAAAUAUGUUAAAAUCUUCAUUUCUAAACAAAUCAGCUAGUAAAUUACUAAAUACUGUUAAGUUUAUAAGAUUUGCAAUGGAGAUA